ACCCCCGCGGGAGAGCCGCCUGGAGUCGGCGGGGGCCGGCCGGGCCCACGGGGAGGCCGGCCCGCGCCCCCUGAGCUACGGACACCAGGGCGCUCACCAUGGCCCCACCACUCCUGCUGCUGCUGCUGGCCAGUGGAGCUGCCGCCUGCCCACUGCCCUGUGUCUGCCAGAACCUGUCCGAGUCACUCAGCACACUCUGUGCCCACCGAGGCCUGCUGUUUGUGCCUCCCAACGUGGACCGGCGCACAGUGGAGCUGCGUCUGGCUGACAACUUCAUCCAGGCCUUGGGGCCACCAGACUUCCGCAACAUGACAGGGCUGGUAGACCUGACGCUGUCCCGCAAUGCCAUCACUCGCAUUGGGGCCCGCGCCUUCGGGGACCUAGAGAGCCUGCGCUCCCUGCACCUGGACGGCAACAGGCUGGUGGAGCUGGGCACUGGUAGCCUGCGAGGCCCCAUCAACCUGCAGCACCUCAUCCUCAGCGGCAACCAGCUGGGCCGUAUUGCACCAGGGGCCUUCGACGACUUCCUGGACAGCUUGGAGGACCUGGACCUGUCCUACAACAACCUGCGGCAGGUGCCCUGGGCCGGCAUCGGUGCCAUGCCCGCCCUGCACACCCUCAACCUGGACCACAACCUCAUUGAUGCACUGCCCCCGGGCGCCUUUGCCCAACUCAGCCAGCUCUCCCGUCUCGACCUCACCUCCAACCGCCUGGCCACGCUGGCACCUGACCCACUCUUCUCCCGGGGCCGUGACGCCGAGGCCUCCCCCGCCCCCCUGGUGCUGAGCUUCAGCGGGAACCCCCUGCACUGCAACUGUGAGCUGCUGUGGCUGCGGCGGCUGGCCCGGCCCGAUGACCUGGAGACGUGCGCCUCUCCACCAGGCCUGGCUGGCCGCUACUUCUGGGCAGUGCCAGAGGGCGAGUUCUCCUGUGAGCCACCCCUCAUUGCCCGCCACACGCAGCGCCUCUGGGUGCUGGAGGGCCAGCGGGCCACACUGCGGUGCCGGGCCCUUGGCGACCCCGCGCCCACCAUGCACUGGGUCGGCCCUGAUGAUCGGCUGGUUGGCAACUCCUCCCGAGCCCGGGCUUUUCCCAAUGGGACCUUGGAGAUUGGGGUGACGGGCUCAGGGGAUGCAGGGGGCUACACCUGCAUUGCCACCAACCCUGCUGGCGAGGCCACAGCCCACGUAGAACUCCGGGUGCUGGCCUUGCCCCAUGGUGGGAACAGCAGCACCGAGGGGGGCCGCCCAGGGCCCUCGGACAUCGCUGCCUCAGCCCGUACUGCUGCUGAGGGCGAGGGGACACUGGAGUCUGAGCCAGCUGUGCAGGUGACGGAGGUGACCGCCACCUCGGGGCUUGUGAGCUGGGGGCCAGGGCGGCCAGCGGACCCUGUGUGGAUGUUCCAAAUCCAGUACAACAGCAGUGAGGACGAGACCCUCAUCUACAGGAUCGUCCCAGCCUCCAGCCACCACUUCCUUCUGAAGCACCUGGUCCCCGGUGCCGACUAUGACCUCUGCCUGCUGGCCCUGUCACCUGCUGCUGGGCCUUCCGACCUCACCGCCACCAGGCUGCUGGGCUGUGCCCACUUUUCCACGCUGCCAGCCACACCCCUGUGCCACGCCCUGCAGGCCCACGUGCUGGGCGGGACCCUGACCGUGGCUGUGGGGGGUGUGUUGGUGGCUGCCUUACUGGUCUUCACUGUGGCCUUGCUGGUUCGGGGCCGGGGGGCCGGGAAUGGCCGCCUCCCCCUCAAGCUCAGCCACGUCCAAUCGCAGACCAACGGAGGCCCCAGCCCCACACCCAAGGUGCACCCGCCACGGAGCCCCCCGCCUCGCCCCCAGCGUAGCUGCUCCCUGGACCUGGGAGACACUGGCGGGUGCUACGGUUAUGCCAGGCGCCUCGGGGGGGCCUGGGCCCGACGGAGCCACUCUGUGCAUGGGGGGCUGCUCACUGCAGGGUGCCGGGGGGUGGGGGGCAGUGCGGAGCGGCUGGAGGAGAGUGUGGUGUGAAGGGAAGGGAGCCAGCCCAGGCGGGGGCAGAGGGCAGAGGGCAGAGGGGGUGGGGUGGGCAGCCUCCUGGCCUGGCGGGUCAGCACUGCCUGGGAGUCCCUCCCAGUCUUACCCUGGGUACCUCAGGCCCCCUUUUGCUUGGCAGGACAGGGGGCCCUUUCCCUGGUUCUGGCCUUCAGAUGGGCAAAAUGGGACAGGUCCCUGUGACAGGUGCUCACAGCCUCUGAGGCAGGGGCUGCAGCCAAGUGGAAGUCUUGUUUUUCUUUAUAAUAAAAUCGUUGGGGACACCUCA
This is a messenger RNA of Vicugna pacos (alpaca), 2301 nucleotides long. It is a transcript of the gene LRFN4, whose product is annotated as leucine rich repeat and fibronectin type III domain containing 4. The record is from RefSeq and is a predicted model, not a curated record. Gene Ontology annotation, cellular component: postsynaptic density membrane; cell surface; glutamatergic synapse. Gene Ontology annotation, biological process: synaptic membrane adhesion; regulation of presynapse assembly; regulation of postsynaptic density assembly. Gene Ontology annotation, molecular function: protein binding. Lineage: Eukaryota; Metazoa; Chordata; Mammalia; Artiodactyla; Camelidae.